Molecule: messenger RNA, 390 nt
Organism: Linderina pennispora
Lineage: Eukaryota; Fungi; Kickxellomycota; Kickxellomycetes; Kickxellales; Kickxellaceae
Exons: 3
Coding region: 1-390 (129 amino acids)
Source: RefSeq, a predicted model, not a curated record
AUGUCUGACAUCGAUGACUACGUCGGGCUGAGCGCACAUCGCCUCCGUCGUGGUGUUAUGACGACGACCGGACGAGGAAGAAGGCUCGGAACGUUUGAUCAUUCGCCUGGCGUUGACGAUGAUGACGAGGACGAAGAGGAUGAUGAACAGAUAUUGGAAGACUGCGUGACGAGGUUCGUUGUAGAUGACGACGAUGUCGAGGACAAAAAGAAGAAGAAGCGCCGCCACGCCAGCGCCGAAACCGUCAACGACCGAACAACGACGGCGACGAUCUGCUGGACGAAGAGGGACCUGGCGCUGGUUGCUGAGAAUACCAACACAGGGCCUCAGUACUCGACAGGCGCAUCGGGGUCAAAGGCCCUUGACGAUGAGGACGAUCUCGAUGCCUGA